AAGCCGCACCGCCAGAUUCAGCGCCACCAGAUGCAGCACCACCAGUAGCCGCACCGCCAGAUGCAGCACCGCCAGAAGCCGCACGGCCAGGUGCAGCACCACCAGAAGCCACACCGCCAGAUGCAGCACCACUAGAAGCCGCACCGCCAGAUGCAGCACCACCAGAAGCUGCACCGCCAGAUGCAGCACCACCAGAAGCUGCACCGCCAGAUGCAGCACCACCAGAUGCCGCAUCGCCAGAUGCAGCACCGCCACAUGCAGCACCACCAGAUGGCGCAUCGCCAGAUGGCAUCAGCCACCGCCAGAUGCAGCACCACCAGACGCCCCACCGCUAUGCAGCACCACCAGAAGCCGCACCGCCAGAUGCAGCACCACCAGACGCCGCACCGCCAUAUGCAGCACCACAGAAGCCGCACCGCCAGAUGCAGCACCACCAGACGCCGCACCGCCAUAUGCAGCACCACCAGAAGCCGCACCGCCAGAUGCAGCACCACCAGACGCCCCACCGCCUUAUGCAGCACCACCAGAAGCCGCACCGCCAGAUGCAGCACCACCAGAUGGCGCAUCGCCAGAUGCAGCAUCACCAGAAGCCGCACCGCCAGAUGCAGCACCACCAGACGCCGCACCGCCAUGCAGCACCACCAGCCGCACCGCCAGAUGUAACCACCAGAUGCCGCACCGCCAAAUGCAGCACGGCCAGAUGCAGCGCCACCAGAUGCAGCACUGCCAGAUGA
Homarus americanus (American lobster) is the source of this 734-nucleotide messenger RNA. RefSeq names its product early nodulin-75-like. The annotation marks the transcript as partial. The transcript has a single exon. The record is from RefSeq and is a predicted model, not a curated record. Lineage: Eukaryota; Metazoa; Arthropoda; Malacostraca; Decapoda; Nephropidae.